AUGUCGAACCCAGCAUUCGAAAAUCAAGGUCUGGUCUUGGCCAUAAUGUCCUCUGUAUUUCUACUCGUAGUCGUGCUCUACCGUGGCUACAGAGCCCGUCGAUUUUACCGGGACUUGCCUGGUCCUCCACAUAGUUGGUUAUGGGGUCACAUCUCCAUAUUCAGAGACAUCACGACGUCAAUGCCUCCGAACUCCAUGCCUCAGCUAUACUACACCGAAAUCGCACACCGAUACAAUCUCCAGGGCAUAUUCUACCUUGACCUGUGGCCCAUCGGUCCUGGACUUGUCAUCAUAACGGAUCCAAAACUCAUUGAGCAGGCUCCUAUCCCCAGGCCUUUAGUUCCACAUCCCAUGACCAACACGUUCAUUACUCCCAUAGCUGGAGAAAACAACAUUCCAACCAAGGGCGGUACGGAGUGGAAGAAGCUUCACAAUUUAAUGAGCCCUGCGUUCUCGAACGCACAUGCCCGCAGUCUGGUGAGCGUUAUGGUCGAUGCGAGUAGGAUGCUCAGAAGCAAACUGGAUGGAUUCUCUGUAACGGGGCAGGUAUUCUCUAUGGAAGAUUUGAUGAUCAAGGUAAUGUUCGAAAUUGUUUCGCGUCAUAUUCUCAAUGCCGGUUCGUGCGCUCAAAAAGCAGGGAGACAAGAUCUUAAGGACAUGAGAGAACUGGUCGACCUUGCACAGGAAGAAAGCAAUCCGUUUAUCGCAUAUAAUCCACUUGUACAGAUUCCUCGACGUCUAAGAAGGCAUUUUGUUCGAAGAAAACUUGAGGCCUCCCUCCUUGGAUUGGUCUAUAAGAGACUCGAGGUUCUUAUUACUGAAGGGAUUGUUCCAUCGAAUAAAGAUCCGACUAGCGUCCUCGAUCUUAUGCUUCGCGAACAUGUGGAGUCUGCGAUAAGAGAGAAGGAACAAGGUCGCAAUGACUCUAUGAAACUUUCUACACCUGAGGAAAAGCAGUUUGUUAGCUAG
Messenger RNA from Fusarium venenatum, 969 nucleotides. Its product is annotated as cytochrome P450. The record is from RefSeq and is a predicted model, not a curated record. Gene Ontology annotation, molecular function: monooxygenase activity; oxidoreductase activity, acting on paired donors, with incorporation or reduction of molecular oxygen; heme binding. Lineage: Eukaryota; Fungi; Ascomycota; Sordariomycetes; Hypocreales; Nectriaceae.